Messenger RNA from Microbotryum saponariae, 3987 nucleotides. The record is from the annotation of a GenBank genome assembly. NCBI's taxonomy places the organism in Eukaryota, Fungi, Basidiomycota, Microbotryomycetes, Microbotryales, Microbotryaceae.
AUGGCGACCGUCGUCGAGCGGAUGGACACCUCGUCCGACUCGGCCUCGGAACUCAGUUCUGGAUCAUCAGAAUCCGGAUCAGAUCUCGAGAUCAUCGACUGUCGACCUGCAACCUCGGCGCUCGAGGUGCUCGCCAUCACCGACGACGACCACACCACCACCACCACCACCACCACCAGCUCCAGCUCGGACCGGGGAUCCGACGCCGGCAGCGAUGACGACCUCACGAUCGUAGCUCCUUGUCCGAAACAUAGCCCCAUGGCUUUAAAGACUCUUACCUUGGCCAAAAGAUCCGGGCGGGCAUCACCACCUCCUGCGUCGACCUCCAACACGGCUACCCCGACGAGUGCUCGCGACGCUUCACCCCAUCCCACAUCGACAGCCUCGACAGCCUCGACAGCCUCCACCCUCCAGAGAAAGUCACUGCAGAAGCAGGCCGAAGCAAGACCAGCCGGAUAUCUUGUCAUUUCCUCCGACGAGGAUGGCGGCGACGACGACGAUGAGGACAGCAGCGACUCGAAUGACAGUGAGCUCGAAAUCACCGUCGUUUCGCGGUCGUCUCCCAAGCGUGCGCCGGCCGUGGUGGUUCCACCCGCACCGCGCCACGAAUCAAGUGGCGACGAUCUACCUGCACCUCAGGGAAUUCAAAACUUGACCUCGUUCACCCCAUCGGCGCCCCCGUCCUUGUCUACGUCGAUUCCUCGCAAAGGGCUUGUCGAGGUCAGUACGCGACCUCCCGGGGUGCGAAAACCCUGUCUGAACCUACUUACGCCCGCCCGUCCGCUGAUGAAAUUGGCAGGACCAGCCCUCAAACCAAGGGAGCAUCGUCGCAAGUACGUCCCAGGUCCAAAUCGAGCAGCUGUUACCCCUCUCGGACGUACCACCGCCCGUGCCCCGGCUGCCUUCCGUGGGCCCCAGUCAACAUGUGCUCCCUCACCCGCCCGUUUCCAAGUCCCGCCUGUUUAUCCCCAAGUCGAAACCUUCGUCGUCGUCGUUGUCAUGGAAAGCUCGACCGAAUCCCACACGUCUGAACACUAUUCGAGUCAACUUGUCGUCAAGCCUGUUGAAGAGUGGCGACGAAGGAUGGGUAAAAGCCAUACCUCGACGAUUGAACGCUCCCGAAGAUCGGCUCUCUCGCCUUCCACAAUCUCCUCCAACACAGUCUGAAACCUUUCCGACCGGUCCAGUACGGCACCCAAGUCAAUCACCUCCGAAACAAGACGCGACUCGACUGUCCCCGAUGAGGUCACCCACUCGUGCAGCUUCAGCUCUGCCACAACAAGCCCAAACUCGUCGUUCGAACGAUCUCGGGUUGAACUCUGACACGGAUUCGAGCGAGGACGAUCUUCCUGCACCUUUCGGAUCACCGUCAAAAAAGCUCCCCGGGAAAGAAGACGUUGCUGCUGCGCUUCCCACACCGGCUGCGACGAUCUCGCCAUCUCUCGCCUCGGAUUCGUCCUUGACCGUUGACAAGGGCAAAGCGCGAGCGUCGGAAUGGACCGAUCCAGACUCUGAUCGGGAGAUGGAGGCCGACGAUGAGGGAGAAUCUCCUGUGUUUUCGAUGCAUCGAAUAACGCCCGAUCACUGCCCUGCCUUUCCCCAGCGAAGCCCCGGUCGUCCGAGCCACCCCAACCUCACCGGGGAACCCUCGACGAGCGCAGCUCAGACGGCCAAGACAGCGCAUUCCUCAACUCGAGCUGCGGAUCUGUUCGCUCCCACACCGAAACAAGGCAAGAUCAACCGAACCAAAAAGUCGCCCAACCUUUUUGAGUCAUCUUCGUCCCCACCGAUGAGCACUUUGGUCGACCAGAAUCCGACUCCUGACUCGACUCCUGAAAGCAAAGCCGAAGCCGAAGCCCCUCGACCCCCUUCGGAGCCGUCUGCUCCGCCUGGGUGUCCUGACAGCAUCCAGGCGAUAGAUCAAAAGUGGGAUGAGAUGGAGCAAGAGGAACCUGCUGUCGCUACCCAAGUCGAUUCGACGGUCCCUGCUGGCUCCCAAGUUGCUGCUCAUCUUCACCCCGAUCCCACGUCAGCGCAGCCGGAACUAACCAGAAGGGCCGAAGCGCAACGAUUACGACGAGAGCGAGAGCGGGCACAACAUGCCAUCGAGGCAAGAAUGACUCGAACCGACAAGAUUUCCGAUGCUGAGGUUCCGCUGGAUCCCGCCUCGAUCGAGGGCCGCUCGGCUCUAAAUUUGACGAUCGUCAAGAAGCGUCGAUUGGUCGGCAAAAAGGACGAACUCAAAUUGGGGACCCGGGAGCGGCGCAAGUCCAAGAGAGUCAUCAAAGCCCCUUUGCAGACGCUACCGAAUGGUCUGAUGGAGGUCGAUAUGAAGGUGGAUCACGAAGUAUUGGCGCAAGUAGAAGAUGUGAAUCAAUUCGUGCGUGAGGUGAAUAAGGAAGUGGCGCAAGUCAACGAGGAGAUAGACUCUUUGCAGGAGCGGUUUGAGAAGGUCAGUCCAGAUGUGUGGGGUAGUGUAGGCCUGUAUGGUAGGUCGCCUUUGACUGAACACGUUCUGGUAACCUCCUGCAGUUCGUGUUGCUCGAAUCCGCGCGACCGCCGAAAGAGCGACAAAUUCUCGGUCCCGAGCUCGAAGACGAGAAAAAGUCGGACGUAAGGGCGACCUUGAUCCAGCUUAUACUCAACGCCCGAGCUUUCGAGAUGCAAACCGGCGAAAAGGCGGACAAGAACCCUCGGUACGACACCAGUAGCCACACGCUCUUGUUCGAAUCCUUGAUCGCGGACGUCAACAGCAGCGAACUGAGCGCGCCGUGUCGCAUUCGAGUGAUCCCUCCCGUUGAUGGUGGCAAGCCCCAUUCGCCGCCGUUCGAGUUCGUCUAUACGAACCGUGUCAUCCUUCCUCAAGGCUCGGCCCCGGAAGCACCUUCUUCGUGCGACUGUGAAGGCAACUGCGGCGACCCGGCCAAUCUCAAACGAUGCGCCUGUCGGCAGCGUCAACGGGAAGCGAGUCGAACAAUCGGCACGGAGAACGAGCGCUCGGGUCACGACUCGUUUGCUUGGGAGCCGGAUGGGACGUUGAACCAUGAAGUUUUUGGUUGCAGUGAUCCGAUUUGGGAGUGCAACGCCGGCUGCGGUUGCGAUGAUACGUGCGUGAAUCACGUCGUUGGUAAGAAACGAUCGGUCGACGUCGACAUCUUUUGGACCGGUCCUAUGAAAGGAUGGGGGGUGCGUAACCCACCCUCGCAUGACCUCGAUCCCCAAUCGUCGAUGCCAUUUAUGCCCGAUGGGGGGUCCGUCUAUCGCGGUCGCGUCAUCCGUCGCGGAGAAUCUCUAGCGAUCUACGCGGGCGAACAGAUCCCGACUUCGAACACUCCCGAACGCGUCGAGGUCUACGACAAGCUUUGCCGGAACUACAUCUACGACUUGGACCACUUCCAUAUCCCCGAAGAAGCUGGCAAGGACCACUUGUACCGCACCCAGGGGCGAAAGCCCUUGUCGGGGAAUGCAACGAAGAAGGCCCAAAAAUACGGGCGGGACCUCGCUGCCUUCGCCGUGCAAUACAGGGAACGAGUCUGGAACAAGGAACUCGGAUAUUGCGUCGAUGCGUUCUUGCGUGGGAACUGGACCCGGUUCUGUAACCACUCGUGCUCGGAGUUCAAUGCCAUCUCGAGGCCGGUCUACGUCGAUGAGGGUCGCGUCGAACGGCCCUUGCUCGUUCUCUUCGCCAGUCGGGACAUCCAACCGGGGGAAGAGAUCAGGAUCUCGUAAGUCGCAAAGUUGUUGCUCGGUCAACGCUGCACGUUCUGACGAAUUGUACUUUCCGUUUACAGCUACCACUCGGAAUCGUCCCCCGAAUUCAAACAAGCACCUAACCAAACCCGAGCCCAAUACAAGACGUUGCUGAGACAAUAUCGCGCAAAGGCGAAUGCAAGGCGAAUGCGAGCUAGACCAGAGUUUCGAUGCUAUUGUAAGCUGAGCAGAUUGUGGAGGUCCGUGUACGAGGAUGUGCCGAUGCUGACGCGAUAA